Messenger RNA from Eruca vesicaria subsp. sativa (arugula), 849 nucleotides. Lineage: Eukaryota; Viridiplantae; Streptophyta; Magnoliopsida; Brassicales; Brassicaceae. The record is from the annotation of a GenBank genome assembly.
AUGUAUAUUGCAUUGAGUGAAGCGCUACCACCAGUAAAAGAUUGCAUUUGCACGCUAGAAAUUCAAAACAAACUUGGUUUUGGUCAGAUUCUGGAUUAUAAAUGUGGUAAGAUCGUAAAUUCAAGACCUCACGGCUUUUUAAAAUUUAAUGAGAAAUUUAGAACUCGAUUCAUUAGUGUGGUCUCUAACACUUGGAUUUGUUGGUUGAGUAAAGGACCGAAAUCAGAUUCUUAUGGUUAUGAAUUGAAAAUAAACUUACCAGCUCUGAAACCGCCAUGUAAUAAUGAGUUGCACAAAUGGAUUGCUAAAAAUGAUGGAAUUUACUUUGAGAGAGAUGGAAAAAACCCUAAACUUGUGGAAAUUCAAAACAAACUCGGUUUUGGUCAGAUUCUGGCUUAUAAAUGUGGUAAAAUCGUAAAUUCAAGACCUCACGGCUUUUUAAAAUUUAAUGAGAAAUUUAGAACUGGAUUCAUUAGUAAAGGUGUGGUCUCUAACACUUGGAUUUGUGGGUUGAGUAAAGGACCGAAAACAGAUUCUUAUGCUUAUGAAUUGAAAAUAAACUUACCAGCUCUGAAACCGCCAUGUAAUAAUGAGUUGCACAAAUGGAUUGCUAAAAAUGAUGGAAUUUACUUUGAGAGAGAUGCAAAAAACCCUAAACUUGUGGACCCAAGAAACCCUAGUUCGCAGUUCUUUCCUUUUUCCCGGCGAAACCCUAGCACCGUGGGAACCCUAAUACACGAUCCUUUUCCCGACCAGCCGCUUGUUCGAAGAUCUCAGUUCCUGGAAUCUGAUCAACAAAAUCCCGACCACGAGAAGUUCCUAGACAAUCUCAUCCGAUUCGCGAUCUGA